This is a messenger RNA of Soboliphyme baturini, 486 nucleotides long. The record is from the annotation of a GenBank genome assembly. Lineage: Eukaryota; Metazoa; Nematoda; Enoplea; Dioctophymatida; Soboliphymatidae.
AUGAAUGGUCCUAGCGCAACGAAGCGACUGCCAAGUAAACGCCAGAGCCUCGACGAGGCGUACGCUCCCCCAGCGAACUUUCUCGAAAUCGAGGUGUGCAAUCCGAUCACGCACGGCCUGAGCAAAAACCGUUAUACGGACUACGAAGUCAAAAUGAAGACCAACCUACCGAUAUUCAAGAUGAAGGAAUCGAGCGUUCGUCGUCGUUACAGCGAUUUUGAAUGGCUCAGAAACGAACUGGAGCGAGACAGUAAGAUCGUCGUGCCGCCGCUACCAGGGAAAGCGUUAAAGCGCCAGUUACCUUUCCGAAGUGAUGAUGGUAUCUUUGAAGAUUCUUUUAUCGAAGAUCGAAGGCGUGGACUGGAGCAGUUCAUCAACAAGGUUGCCGGCCAUCCUUUGGCCCAGAACGAAAAAUGUCUUCACAUGUUCAUUCAAGAACCACUAAUAGAUCGAAAUUACGUACCAGGAAAAAUUAGAAGCCCAUGA